AUGGCCAUCUCCAACGCCAUCCAAGCUUUCCAGCAGCGGGUCUUUGACCACGCGCUGCAGUCAACCAUCACGGGCAUUCUUUUGGUACCCCUCAUCUACGUCAUUGCAAAUGAGUUCAUCCGCUCUCAAGCGCGCAUCGCCAAGUUAGACGGACCCCGAGGCCUACCCCUGAUUGGCAACUUGUGGGAUAUUCGAGUCAACGCAGCAGAGCAAUACCGCAGAUGGGCGAAGAAGUUUGGAUCAGUAUACCAGAUUCAACUUGGCAAUGUUCCCGUCGUCGUUGUCAACUCUGCUUCCGCUGCGAGGGCCCUGUUUGGACAGAACGCUCAGGCUCUCAGCUCUCGUCCGGAAUUCUAUACUUUUCACAAGGUUCUCUCAGACACCGCCGGAACCACCAUUGGAACAUCUCCCUACAGCGACUCUCUCAAGCGCCGUCGCAAAGGUGCAGCGUCCGCUUUGAACCGUCCCUCCGUCGCCACCUUUGUCCCCCACCUCGAUGUCGAAACCAAAGACUUCAUCAAGGAGCUGUAUGAAUACGGAAAGGCCGGUCAAGCACCCGUCGACCCCAUGCCGAUGAUUCAGCGCCUGUCUCUCUCGCUUGCUCUAACCCUCAACUGGGGCGUGCGCAUGAGCAGUCAGAAGGACGGUCUCUUUAAGGAGAUCACCCACGUCGAGGAGGAAAUCAGCCGCUUCCGCUCCACCACCGGCAACCUUCAAGAUUACAUCCCCCUUCUCCGUCUCAACCCGAUCAACAUGCACUCAGCCAAGGCGCGAGAGAUGCGGAGCAGACGCGACGUCUAUUUGACCAACCUGAACAAGGGCCUCGACGAGCGCAUGGCUAACGGAACGCACAAGCCCUGCAUCCAAGCCAACGUCAUCAUGGACCAGGAUGCGAAGCUCAACAACGCGGAGCUGACCUCCAUCAGUCUCACGAUGCUCUCUGGCGGACUCGACACCGUCACGACUCAAGUUGCCUGGUUCGUGGCAAUGCUGUCUCAGAGACCUGAUAUCCAGGAGAAGGCCGUCGCAGCUAUUCGCGAGUUCUACAGCGAGAAGCAGCCCAUGUGCGACUCUGAGGAUGACCAGCAGUGCCGCUACAUCGUGGCGUUGGUCCGCGAGUCUCUGAGAUACUACACUGUUCUUCGCCUGGCUCUUCCCAGGGCCUCGGUCCGCGAUGUGCCUUACGGCGAGGUGCUCAUUCCCAAGGGAUCGGUCAUCUUCCUCAACGCCUGGGCGUGCAACAUGGACUCCGAAGUGUGGGCUGAUCCUGAAGUCUUCCGCCCCGAAAGGUGGCUGGAGCAGCCCGAUGCGCCCCUAUUCACCUACGGCGUUGGCUACCGAAUGUGCGCUGGCUCGCUUCUGGCUAACAGGGAGUUGUAUCUCGUCUACAUGAGACUGCUCAACAGCUUCAAGAUUGAAAAGUACGACGAUGUCGACCAUCACCCCAUUUCCGGAAAUGCGGACCCCACGAGUUUGGUGGCCAUGCCGCGGCCGUACAAAGCACGUUUCAUUCCUAGAGAUCUUGAGACUUUGAGCGAGGCUUUGAGGGAAUCGGAAAAGGCGUAG
Molecule: messenger RNA, 1566 nt
Organism: Colletotrichum chrysophilum
Lineage: Eukaryota; Fungi; Ascomycota; Sordariomycetes; Glomerellales; Glomerellaceae
Exons: 3
Coding region: 1-1566 (521 amino acids)
Molecular function (GO): monooxygenase activity; oxidoreductase activity, acting on paired donors, with incorporation or reduction of molecular oxygen; heme binding
Source: RefSeq, a predicted model, not a curated record